Sphaeramia orbicularis (orbiculate cardinalfish) is the source of this 978-nucleotide messenger RNA. RefSeq names its product mitochondrial ribosomal protein S23 (gene mrps23). NCBI's taxonomy places the organism in Eukaryota, Metazoa, Chordata, Actinopteri, Kurtiformes, Apogonidae. Bases 69 to 608 code for a protein of 179 amino acids. Gene Ontology annotation, biological process: translation. The record is from RefSeq and is a predicted model, not a curated record. The transcript has 5 exons. Gene Ontology annotation, molecular function: structural constituent of ribosome. Gene Ontology annotation, cellular component: ribosome; mitochondrion.
UGAACACAUUAACUGUUGAACUCAGAGAAGAAGAACAACAGCAGAAGCAGGAGAUUGAAACGGCGGAGAUGGCCGGUAGCAGACUGGAGAGGUUCGGAACCGUUUAUACACGGGUUCGAGACCUGAUGCGUUCUGGAGUGGUGAAGCAGGCUGAUAGACCCGUGUGGUUCGACGUAUACGAGGCCUUCCCACCCAAGAGAACCCCCUUGUACGUGAAACCACAUCCUUGGACCCCUGCAAAGAAGCAGGACCCGGUUCCUGAAAUCUUCUACAGUGAAGACCAGAUCAGAGCGAAGUUCUACAAGAAAUAUUGGACCGGUUCAAGACCUCUGGAUUUGACCAAAACCAACUUUGUGUCCGUCUGUCAGAGGUUUGUAGUAAAGUAUGAGGCGUUAAAGGUCAGCUCAGAUCUGGACGAUGACGCUCUGUUUGAGGAAACUGGAAAAGUUUUACUGGCAGAAGGAGUCGUCCUGACGCAGAAAGGAAAGACAACGCAGACGGCGGCAGAACCCAGGGAUCCGGUUCUGGAUUUGAAGUUGAAGGAAAUGUUGGCAGAGCAGAUCGUCAACGCUGAAACGGAAGAGAAACCCACGGAACCCAUGCCUUAGAAACAGGAAACGGAAAAGAGGAAACGGGAACGGGAAGCCCCUCUGUCAGACUGAAACCCAGACUCUGGAGGUAACGGCUCCGUAUUCCCGCCUCCACAUGAUAAAACUGGACUCAACAUCCAGGACGGGUUUGGAUCCAAUGAGCCUCUACGUCAGGGCGGUCAGACAUACGGCCCGUGGGCCAAAACCGGCCGCCAAAGGGUCCGAUCUGGCCCACUGGAUCCAAAAAUGACACUGAAUAUAUUAAGAAUCAUGUUAGUCCAGGUUCCACAUCCAGACCAGUAUGAUCUAAAGUGGAUCAGAACCAGGACAAUAAGAACAGAAGAAACUAGAACUAAUGACAAAUACACACGUUUGUCUUUGUUUCAGU